AUGUUUACUUUCAACGUGCACGCUGCUUCAUCUAUCACCAAUCCAGACGCUCCAGCACCGAACCUUUCCCAAGUCCAACUUCCUGAAUCUGGGCAACUACUGAGCGAUGUGUUGCAAGGUAACCUUUCUGAUGACACUUUCACUCCAUCUAUCUUGGCCGACCAACGCGCAAACUUGAACAGCUCAUGGUACAAUGUCGAUUGGAAUAAUCGCCCACUCAUGGGUUAUUACGAGCACUCCAAAGACGACGAUGGGAAUCUGUUUACGGAAAGUGGAUGGCCGACAGAGACUUACAUGGAGUUUAAGCAGCUAUAUCGACUUGUCGCUAGUUACGGCACAAUCGCUUCGCAAAUGUCGCUAUAUAACAUCGGGCCGGAUCUGGACUAUGUCUUCCCUCCCGGCACUAUCAUCGACGAAAAGACACCAUCGGUCAGCUCGGAUGGACGAGUGACUUCCGGAUGCUUAUUUUCUUCUUCUGACAACACCAUCACCUCGUCGACAAACUCGUCUUGGGCCCUUGCUGACGUACCACCAAUUGACGUCAGCGCAAACCCAGACUCCUCGUCCACUAUACCCUCCGUUACCAACCUGACCGCCUGCGGUAUAACUCCAUUUCUCAACCAAACCCUUACAAAUACGACUGCGGACAAGAAUCCCUUGCCCUACGCUGCAUACGUACGCUCCACGAUAUGGACGUUCGCGCCUGGCCAACCCCUUAAUUCCUCUGGUGAAGGCGACGAUACCAAUGACAACCGCUGCGUCGUCAUGAUGAUGAAACCACCCUACCCAGGGCGCUGGCGCGUAGAAGACUGCAACCAACACCAUCGUGUAGCCUGCCACGACCCACAACAACCCUACAACUGGCGCAUCUCCGACGACUCCACCUACUACCGUAAUGCUGAGAGCUACUGUUCAGACCCAUACCAAUUCAGCGUCCCACACACCGCGCUAGAAAACUCGCAUUUGUUUUCUGCUUUCCAGGCGGCCGCUCCAAAUGAAGAUGCCCUUUAUCUUAAUCUUAAUGCUUUGAAUGUGCCGGACUGCUGGGUCGUUGGACUCAAUGGGACAUGUCCGUACCUUCCUACGACGGACACAAAUCGUACACGUAUUGUAGUAGUGCCGACAGUAGCCGCUGUAAUCAUUUUCCUACUGGCUGCGCUUACCUUUUUCGUCAAGUGCGCGGCGAAUCGGAGGGAGAACAAGAGGGGAAGAAAGAGGAGGAUGGUUGAUGGUUGGGAGUAUGAAGGUGUUCCUAGUUGA
This is a messenger RNA of Alternaria atra, 1260 nucleotides long. RefSeq lists its product as uncharacterized. The transcript has a single exon. Bases 1 to 1260 code for a protein of 419 amino acids. Lineage: Eukaryota; Fungi; Ascomycota; Dothideomycetes; Pleosporales; Pleosporaceae. The record is from RefSeq and is a predicted model, not a curated record.